Sander lucioperca (pikeperch) is the source of this 2650-nucleotide messenger RNA. RefSeq lists its product as uncharacterized. Bases 303 to 1385 code for a protein of 360 amino acids. The transcript has 6 exons. NCBI's taxonomy places the organism in Eukaryota, Metazoa, Chordata, Actinopteri, Perciformes, Percidae. The record is from RefSeq and is a predicted model, not a curated record.
GCUCCGGCGAAACCGUAAACAAGUUACAUUCUGACGCCUGAGCUCACAUGCAAAGCAGGAAGACUUUUAUGGUUUUCCCCGUCGUCCCCGCCUACUUUUACAUAUUCAGCCUAAAUAUGACCAAACUGUAGGCGGCUGCAGGUAAGGAAGGCGGGCAGAGACGUGUCCAAAGAUGUGUUGGGGAAAUAGUGAGCAGGUAACGUUAGUCCCUUCAUGACAGAGGCAACUUUAGUCGCAUUCAGUAACUACUCUGCAGGGACGGUUCUAGCCUACUGUUGCUGAAGGAGACCAGUCGUCCCACCAUGGAAACACUGACAGAAACACAAAGGCCCAAUAACGGCCAGUUGAUUUUUGUGCCUCACAAGGAUACAAUCCGUCUGCUGGAGGUGUACGUCAAGCGCAGCCUCAGCGUAAAUGACGGGACAUUGGGGGAUAAGAGGGCAGGGAGGAAAGAAAAGUGGGUGACAAUGCCAAGAAAGCUAAGACGACAUUCCAGUGACCCUUCCCUUCACUUGGCCGAUGGAUUAAACGACAACAAAAUUGGUACAUUUUCUGCAGUCGAACUUCCUGCAGCGCCGCCUGAGAAACGACCUGAGGAAGCAGAGAAACCCACCAAAAAGUCAAAGAAGAACAAGAAGCCCUCACUGUGGAAAAGUUUCCUUGAUUUUUUCUCUCGGAAGAGUGACGAGGAGAUAGAUGAAGAGCAGGACGGUCCAUUAGAGAUGGCCGAGGCCACCUCAGCAGAAGACACUGUGACAACCUGCCUGCCCAUAUCUCCAGACCUUUCACCAAAAAGAAAGGCCACGAGGAAAAAAUCCAUAAAAAGAAGGUUCUCCAAAAGGCGCUUAUCUCUUACAAAACAAAAUAAACCUGGUAAAGAUCUCCAACCUGCUGACAUCACACGAGUUGAGGCUGUCGUCAGCGUGGAACCGACAGAAUAUUACUACGAGAAGGUGUCAGAGGAACUGGAAAAAAUUGUUCACGAGGUCCAAGGAAAAGAGGAAGUUCAACCUCUCUCUGAUGAGGAAGUUAUCGACAGGAUCAUUAAUUUAACAAAGGAGGAGGGUGAUGCCAUAGAAAUCAAGCUGAAAGACAACCCCACCCUGAACAGCUUCUUUCAAGGGAUGUCAUACUCUUCAUUCCAGAAGUUGGCUGAUGCGUAUCUGGAGACCGAAGCAUUGCCGACCCACAAUCCUCCCACUGUCCUACCGACAGCACCUGAGCUGGUCAAGUUGGCCUUUACGCUGGACUUUACUGCCAGGAUAGCCGGGCUCUCCAAACAGAAUAUAGGUCACAUCACUGGCCUGGGGCACCGUUAUCUACAGGACCGAUUUAAAUACCAACAGGCAUGUACAAAUCAUCCAGGGUCCAACAGUGAUGUCUGAGAGGCAGACAUUCAAAAACAAAACCAUUGCUGCAAGUGAAGCGUUCAACUUUUCUCAGGAUGUGUUGCAAGCAUGAAUUUCCCCUUUUGAGAUCACAGUGUGGGUACCUCACACAACAAGUUUUAAGCUUGUAAACGACAAAUUGUUGCCAUUAACAUUUGAGUGUGUACUUCUCAAAGAGUUGACUGGUGUCCUUCACAUGUAAGAUCACAGUCCUAAAACAUGACGCAAUAUUUUAGACUCACAAAUAGCUGAUUCUACAAUGACACUAAUAAUGUGAUGCUUUUUUCUUUGUUACAAAUCCACCAUUGAAUUCUAUACUUCCUGUAUAUUGAUUUGUAAUUAUACAAAGGAGCAAUGCAAUAACUUGUGAUGUGUAUAAGCUAUAAGACACCACUGUGCAAUAUAUAUAUAUAUAUAAAUAUUUCUAGGAUUUUAAAAUAAGUCAAGCUAAGUGAAAUGUGACAUGAAUGCUGGCGUUCAUAUUACAUAUUUGAAAGAUGAUUUAAUGCUCAAAUUUGUGUCUGUGUUUUUUGUAUUUAUGACACCAUACAUUUCUGUCAGGCUUUACUCUUUGGUAAUUGAACUUGUCUCUUGAACUGUGCAACUCUUUGCAAUAUAUAGAGCAAUGCAAAAUCAAGGCUUACUAAAACGCUAAUGGCACUCUUGGCCUCACUCCAUCUGUAAAAUAAUCAUUGAGUACAAAUAUUUUUAUUCCAAGAAAUCCACUCCUUCUUCACUAGAAGAGAGGGUGAAAUCUAAUAGAAUGAGUAAUGUCCAACAGCUGGAGGCUAAUACUGCAGUUUCUUUUGGAUGGGAGUGUCCCUUUUCUGUGGCCAGUGUUUCCCAACCUGGGGUAAGGACACCGUCAAGGGGUCGCGAGAUACAUUUUAAGGCUUACAAGACAAUUAAAAAGACAGAUGUCUGGGAAAAGACGCAUAAUUAUGUUUGAUUUUUCAGACAAUAUAUAUAGAUUUGCCUUUUUGCUCCUGGAUAAUCAGACCUUAUCCAUCUUCUAAAAUGUCUCAAAAAAUAACUCUUUGAUGAAACAGUGGUAUAAAUGUGCAACCAAUGACAAGCUGACUAAUGCUUUAAUUUAAGGCGUCACAAGUCAAAAAUUUGAAUUUUGAAAGUACUGUUCAACUUUAUAAAGCAAGCUAGUUGUGCGAAGGUGGAGGAAUGAACAACACCUUACUGCUGCAACCUUAUGCACAGUGUGGGUUGAUCAUGCAGCUAAACAUUAGUAAAAGAUGUGUUCAUGUGUA